This is a messenger RNA of Cokeromyces recurvatus, 2049 nucleotides long. RefSeq names its product kinase-like domain-containing protein. Gene Ontology annotation, molecular function: ATP binding; protein serine/threonine kinase activity. Bases 397 to 2049 code for a protein of 550 amino acids. Gene Ontology annotation, cellular component: cytoplasm. The transcript has 4 exons. NCBI's taxonomy places the organism in Eukaryota, Fungi, Mucoromycota, Mucoromycetes, Mucorales, Mucoraceae. The record is from RefSeq and is a predicted model, not a curated record. Gene Ontology annotation, biological process: intracellular signal transduction; protein phosphorylation.
AAAAAAAAAACCUCCCCUCUCCUCCCCCCUCCCCCUCCGUAUAUUUAUGGCAGAUACAGAAUCAAUAUUUGAUAGCCAUACAGCUUUGGCUACAAUGGAUUCUAUACGAAAAAUGAAUCCCUCUUCAGCUUCUUUUUGUCAAUAAUAGAUAAUAAUUCUCCGAACAAUACCACCACCACUACAGCAACAACGAAUUCUACUACUACAGUAGUUACUUCUGCUACUAUAGCAGAUCAUAUAAACUAUCAGUUGUCAAAAGUGGAUUCAUAUUCUUCAUCGUCUUCGUCUUCAAAUACUUCCUAUCAUAAAUACCCUAUAAACGGGGAUUUAUCACCAAUAACUACUUUCUUAAAUUAUCAUACAUCCAAUCAUCACGAUCUUAUUGAUAAGUCAAACAUGAAUCAUGUAGAGCAUGUUCUUGAAUGGUCUCCGAAUAAACGUUAUUGUCGACUCAAUACAUUAUUAGGUAAAGGCGCAUUUAAAGUAGUUCAUAAGGCAAUGGAUUCUGAGGAAGGAUAUGAAGUUGCAUGGAAUGUUAUCCAUAUUGGAAAUAAUAAUAAUAAUAAAGAUGUAAGACAUGAAAUCGAAAUUUUAAAAUCCGUUCGCCAUCCAAACAUUAUUGCCUUCCAUGACGCUUGGUUAAAUGAAAACCGUACAGAAUUCAUUUUUGUUACCGAAUUGAUGACGUCGGGAACUUUAAGAGAAUACAUACGAAAAUUGAAUUUACCGAGUUUCAAGAUAGUGAAGCGUUGGUCACGACAGAUUUUGAAAGGUUUAGCUUAUCUGCAUGGUCAUAAUCCACCUAUUAUUCAUCGUGAUAUCAAGUGUGAUAAUAUCUUUAUUAAUGGUGCUCAUGGGGAAAUUAAGAUAGGUGAUUUAGGUACGGCUGAGAACAUGUGGUUGGGCGAUAAAAAAUAUACCUUAAUUGGUACUCCCGAAUUCAUGGCUCCAGAGAUGUAUGAAGAAGAAGGUUAUAACGAAAAAGUGGAUCUGUAUGCUUUUGGAAUGUGUUUAAUUGAAAUGACUACAGGUGAAUAUCCUUAUGCUGAAUGUACAAAUACAGCUCAAGUUUAUAAAAAAGUGUGUCAGCACAUUAAACCGGAUUCACUUUCAAAAAUUCAAAAUCAAGAAGUAUUAGAAGUUAUCAAUAGCUGUUUAUCAAUUAAUGAACAUGAAAGAUUAUCAGCUCAAGAGUUACUUGAAAGUACAUUCUUGGCUAUUGAACCUGAUGUAGUCUUGUUAGAAAACGAUCCUUUACAUACCAUCAUUACCCUACAAGUCGUCUUUAAAGGGUCCGAUAAAUUAUCUGUCAAAUUUGAAUUUAAUACGCAAGAGGACACAGCUGAAGAAGUUGUAGCAGAAAUGAUUGAAGAACAAGUAUUACCCGAAAGAUACCAACAAUGGAUUACAAAUGAAAUUAAUCGUAUCUUAAGAGACCUUAAAAAGGAAGAAGAUGAAAAAGAAAUUAAAGAUGAGUAUAAUAAAAAGAUUAAUAAUAACACGCAACAAUCAGUUUGGAGAAGAGAGAAUGAUAUUCGAACUGAACUUGAGAAAUCAAAGCAAGAAUUAACCAGACUUGUGGAUAAAUUAAUUGAAGCAGAAAAGAGAUGUGAAUAUCUUAAACAGCAAGCAUUGAUAGCAGAAGAAAAGGAAAAGAAGGCAUUAAAAGAAUUAGUUGAGAGAACAACGAUAGUGACUAAACUAUAUCAACAAAAGGAAAAUAAUGAAUUCACUAUGCAAGAUUUAAUAGAUGUAUAUUCAUCAGGAGAAGAAGAAGUAUUGGAGGCGUCAACAAUGACUAAAACAGAAGAUAAUAUUAUUGAUAUCUUUGUUAAAGAUACAGCAAAAGCUACGAAUCGUAAUCCUUUAAAGGCAGAAGAAUGGAUCCGAAAAUUAAGAGAACAAGAUAUUAUGACAGUAGGCGAUUUAAGAGAACUGUUAGAUGAAGAUUGGACUUGUAUUGGAUUGACUGUAUUCGCAAUAAGAGCUUUAAAAAAUAUGUUACAUAAUAACAAUCAUACUAUCCAUGAUACUGAUACAGUAUUAUAA